UUGCCACGCGCCAUCUCCACUUCCUCCAUGGUUUAUGGUCGCAGCGAAUAUCCAAACUUGCAAGCCGAGCUGAGGCUGCGGAACGCCCCUGCGACGCUCCUUACCUCAUUGACUCGCAAAGGCACUGCCUCAACCGCGUUCAGGACCCGUCAAACGCACCGCAGACUGCCACCCCGUCUCCGCGACGCUGCAGAUUUAGGCUUACCAUCCAACAACGAUGCUGCAUCCAACUUGUCACGGGGGAAUCUCUCCGCACUUGAAAAAGGCGACGAUGACGACAGCUGCGACAACAGCGACGACGACGCCACCAGCCAAGUCCACGACGACAUGGCUCAUAUGGACGAUAUCCUCCUGGCCACGCAGUCCCAUCAUCAUGACGAAUUGUCGGUAGCACGUACAGCAGCUUUGUCACCACAUGCAGCCUCGACUGUGCCACCACGACUGCACGAGUCGAACAGCUGCACUCUCGCCAACGCCAGAGAGAAGGCGUUGAAAGGAUCGUCAUGUCUAAGCCAUAGCCAAUCCGAACCAACGUUGCCGUCCAGAUGCCUCGACCACCGCACGAACGUCAGCAAUGCUACCCCUGUCAUGAUCCUUGGCCACGGUCGGCUACGCGUGCGGUAUGCCCGACGAAAGUGCUCGUCCAAUCCUUCCCAACUGCGACGACUCCCAGCGUUCCUACCUGCCGCGGCUGCUGUGAUUCCUCCCCUAGAAGAAGACAACGAGACCGGUUUCUUCCUCACCGAGAUGGACCUCGACAGCGCGUACGUUCCUCUGGCGAAAGGCCUCGCCCUCGGCGCGUAUCAGCUGUACGGCCAAUGCCACAUCGACGCCGCCCUGACCACGUUUCGCAGUGUGCUGCGCGCGGCAGAGGAGUUGGACGACAUUGUGCUGCAAGCCCUCGUGUGCCACCACAUGGGGACUGCGGAAAAGGAUGCAGGUGACCUGUCGGCGUCCCGUGCGAGUCACACAAAGUGCAUUCAACUUGCGCAGUCGGUGCAUCACGCCAAGUUACAAGGCCGAGGGUUCAAAGGCCUUGGCGUUGUCUGUGUGUCGUCCCAGCAAUACUCCGCCGCGUACGACUACCAUGUUAAGUGUAUGGUGAUCGCAACGUCCGAGAGUGACCACGAGCUCGCGUCACGGACGCAUGCGAAUCUUGGCAACGUGUUUGCCGCAAAACGGCAAUACGUGGAUGCCAUUGCGAGCCACACGAACGACCUGAGUUUGAGCACACAGCUCGAUUCAUACGUUGGCAUGGCCCGCGCCCACCGCAACCUCGCCCUCGUGUAUGCCAAAAUGAACGAUGUGGCACAGCAACGGCACCAUGAGGCUGAGGCUGCCGCGAAAGGCCCCAUGCCAUUCCUUCACGAUAUGACACACCACGCCCAUGACGUCGUGGGCAAUCUUUACUGCCAAGCUACGGUGGGGACAGCGAUGGCUAAAGUCGCCGGCCAGUUCAUCGAGGAGCUCGUCCGAGAUCUGAAGUGACCUUGGGCGACGCCCCCUCCCUCGCUUGAAUAGCCCAUGCAGUCGACUCGCCUCGAAACAAGAGCGACGCACACCCACUCCACCAGUGCGCCAUCGCCACGCGCAGAUGUUGAAUCUAACCACGUAACGAGAAGACGUGCAUUGAUC
Messenger RNA from Aphanomyces invadans, 1635 nucleotides. RefSeq lists its product as hypothetical. The record is from RefSeq and is a predicted model, not a curated record. Gene Ontology annotation, molecular function: protein binding. Lineage: Eukaryota; Oomycota; Saprolegniomycetes; Saprolegniales; Verrucalvaceae. The coding region runs from base 28 to 1488 and encodes 486 amino acids. The transcript is spliced from 5 exons.